This is a messenger RNA of Pseudocercospora fijiensis CIRAD86, 882 nucleotides long. RefSeq lists its product as uncharacterized. Lineage: Eukaryota; Fungi; Ascomycota; Dothideomycetes; Mycosphaerellales; Mycosphaerellaceae. The coding region runs from base 1 to 882 and encodes 293 amino acids. The transcript is spliced from 12 exons. The record is from RefSeq and is a predicted model, not a curated record.
AUGUCUCUCUCUCUCUCUCUCUUUCCCAUAAUCAUCUUUCAUCACCUCUCAGCAUCUUCCCUCACCUCCCAUCCCAUCCUACCUCAAUCCCCUCAACAACCCACAAGAUUAAACGUACAAGCCUCACAAAUCGGACUACCCACUCUUCUCAUUUUCAAUAUCGAGCGUAAGAAACAAGAAACUCACCAAUCCGAAUUCUGCAAAGAAUCGCAAGACUUGACACAAUUCCGGAUCAUUGUGUUGCGAGAGGGAUUCUGGGAGUUGGAUUUCGAUGUGGAAUUUUUUGUGGUGAGGGGCCGGGAUGGCUGUGGUGAGGGAGAAGAGGAGGGAGAUGGUGAAGAGGAUUUGAUUCAUGUUGGCGUUAAACAGAUGCAAGAAGUGUUUCUUUCUGAUGCGAGUGCAUAUGCUCACAGGGUAGACACGAACAGGUCAGAUGGAGGGAUCACUGCCAAAAUCCAAGGAACAGUGCUGCACCAAUAUGUGUAUGUCUUGCCAGCGAAGUCAAGUCGUAUUUUGGGUGCACUGCACCGGCGUGAUGAUGCAAAGAAGAAAUGUCCCUCUUACUACUUUAACACCAUCAGCUACUCGUCUUCUUGUAAGUGCAAGCUAUGCUUCAAUACAUGGCAACGAGCCGUUGAUGGGCACAUCAUCUGUGCUGAUGCACCAAGACGGCGAAGUACUGGAGGCCGUCUGGUGGAACCAUUCCGCCUCAGAAUGCAACGUUUCGUAGCACGAUCGCAGUUGUCCGAUGCACGAGGCCUGUGGACCAGAUCACAAAAAGUUAGUGUUGCUGUCGAAGAGGCCCGAGUCAUUCGUCGACACAUAUCAUUUUUGGGGUAUUCUACAGUUCUCUUCAAAAUUCGAAGCUGGACAGUGGUUUAA